UCCUCUCUCUUUUUUUUUUCUCCCCCUCUCUGAUCAGUCUCUCCCCCUUUCCUCUCCCCUCCUUCUCUGUCUCCCUUCUCUCCUCCCUUUCUCUCAUUGCGCUCCAUCAUGGCCCAUGUAUGGUCCUCACCUUCCAAGAUCUGCUCCGCCCUGGCUUUAGUCCUGGGGCUGGCUGCUCUUUGGCGAUGGCUCCGUGCGCGUGGGAGCCCUGAGCUGCGGAUGAGGCGAGUGGGGACGGUCUCGGGGCUCUUCCUCUACCCGCUCAAGUCCUGCCGUGGGCUCUCCGUGGACAGAGCGGAGGUGACCGAGCUGGGACUCCGCAGCGGAGCCCUGAGCGACAGAUGUUGGACUGUGAUGAAGGAAGAUGGGGAGAUGUUGUCUGCUAAAGAAGAGCCUCGUUUGGUGCUAAUUUCUGUGACCUGUGAAGAUGGCUAUAUUACGCUGAAUGCUCCAGAAAUGAAGACUCUGAAAAUCCCUCUUGAACUCCCAAGAACAAAUGCAGUCAGGAAUUGCAGACGCCUUGGAGCUGAAGGUGAAGGCAGGGACUGUGGCGAGGAGGCAGCACAAUGGAUCACCACCUUCCUGAACACAAGGCCUUACCGGUUAGCUCACUAUGAGCCCAACAUGAUGACAAGGAAGUCAAGAGACGUCCUGCCUGAGUUUGAAACUACAGAUGAGGUUGCUUAUGCUGAAGGCAGUCCGAUCUUGCUAAUUUCGGAAGCUUCCUUGGAUGAUCUCAACAGCCGGCUAGAAGAGAAAGUUGCAAUAACAAACUUCCGCCCAAACAUUUUUGUUACAGGAUGUGCACCUUAUGAAGAAGAUUCUUGGUCUGAAAUAGUAAUUGGUAAUGUUCAGAUGAAAGGAAGAAUGGUUUGCCCCAGGUGCAUUUUCACAACAAUUGAUCCAAAUACUGGGAUCAUGCACAAGAAGGAACCAAUGAAGACACUGCUAAGUUAUCGCAAGGGUACUUCUACCAAACAACGUUCCUACAAGAACCUUCCUCCUUUCGGAUCAUUGUAUGGAAUUGAAAAGACUGGGGUGCUUGCAGUUGGGGAUCCAGUAUAUGAGAUGAUCUAGUGAUGGAGAUAAUUUGUGCAAUGAAAGGUACUCAUUCAAAAGUGCAAAUGGAUUUUUCACACAUUUUGAAAAAGAACUUUACCAGAUUUAUCACUAAAUGUGCCAAUUCCGAUCUUCAUAGUUAUGACAUCUGCUCAGUUUUUUUUCUUCAUAUAUGGGGACAAUUUAAUGUAUUGAGUGAUACUGAGGAACUAAGAGAUUAGCCAAUCAGAAAAUGUGUCAUUUGAACCUGGCAGACUAUUUUGAAGCUGAAUUACUGAGAGAGAGGAUAAAUUGCAACCAGUUAUUCUGUGACUAGAUGACAGUCAUAAAGGUGCUGUUUGAAGGGAAA
Molecule: messenger RNA, 1408 nt
Organism: Anolis sagrei ordinatus
Lineage: Eukaryota; Metazoa; Chordata; Lepidosauria; Squamata; Anolidae
Product: mitochondrial amidoxime reducing component 2-like
Biological process (GO): nitrate metabolic process
Cellular component (GO): mitochondrial inner membrane
Molecular function (GO): pyridoxal phosphate binding; molybdopterin cofactor binding; nitrate reductase activity
Source: RefSeq, a predicted model, not a curated record